GUUCCCCUGGGAGCUCGGAGCGCGCGGGGCGCCUCGGGGAAAAGGCCGCUGGGGAAGGAUGCGGAGGAAGAAAAGCAGCUUGACGGUGCUGGGGCAAUAAGGAAGGAGCCCAGCGAGGCUGCUCGUGGAGACCAGACCAGGGAAUGCAAGCAGGCCCCGCGGUUGCAAAGUGCCCCAAGCCCCCACUUCCUGCUGCAGUGCUAGGGGACCAGUUUUGCCAGCUGGUGGGAGCAACUGACCAGGAUGCUACAACCUGACGGUCCCUAGCGUGGGGCUAGCCAGCGCCCUUCUGUCCGAAUAAGCUACGCAGUUUGCACUAAGCAAAUUGCGUAGCUUAUUCCGAGAUUAAAUGGAAAAAGCUUAUUUUGAAAUUUGGCGCUGUCUACACAAUGCUAAAUUUCAAACUAAGGCACUGUCCUGACAAUUCCCUUAGCUCUCGUGGAACGAGGGUUACAGGGAUGCUGGAACAGCGCACCUGCUAUUUUGGAAAAUAGCGGGUACUUUUAGUGACGCAGCAUUGCUGUUUUGGGAUACUUCUGGGAUCCCGAAAGAGCAACUGCAAUCUAGACAUACCCCUACAGAUCUGUGAGCCAGAGUUGCCUUUGUUCUGAAAAAGAGGCAGGGAUCGUGAUUGUUUGUGAACUGCACAAGGCAGCCGUCUGUGCUGCAGCUCCAUGGAGGACCUGCCAAGUAAUAUCCCAAGUGGGCUGUGGAGCCUGAAGGCAUGACCGGUACUACCCAGCAACACACCCACCACAAGGAGCUGGGGCUAAAGAAGAAAGAAUAGUUGUGCUGGAAACAGAAAAUGCUCUUCUUCAUCUGAAACUUGCAGAGGGCUGCAUCUGAAGGAAAGGAGCCAAAGACCUCAGCGUGGGGAGACAGCCCUGGUUUGGAGGGGCAGCUAGAAAAGAGGUUUUAGGUGCCAGAUAGCCUUUUUCAAAACGUUCUGACCGACAAUACUUUAGGUGGUGCUUAAAGACGCAAUGACUUUCAGAUUAAAAAAAUCUUCAUCAAGGUUUGAUUGGAAAAGACACGAAUGAAGCGGCACAGCUUUAUUUUGUUCAAGACAAUCAACAGAACUUGCGUAGAUGCACAAGUUCCAUUUUAAUCAAGGUUUAUGGCGCAUUACAGAGACUUAAGCAAGACCUGAAAAAUCUCCAUUCAUUUGCUCUUGAGCUUUCAAGAGACUUUCAGCAUCAAUACAAGAAUUCUCUUUACCAAGUUUUGACUACUGUUCAAAGGAUCCAGCUGCAAAAUGAAGCUAUGCAAACAUUCCAGACAAAAGCAUUUGAUCUGGAGCAGUCUUUACAGGAAGUUAAUGAAAGAUACCAGCAAGAAAAACAAAAGAGAAAAAUACUUCACAACAGUUUGGUUGAACUGAGGGGAAAUAUCAGAGUGCACUGUAGAAUCCGGCCCUUGUUGCCUUUUGAUAUUGCUUCAGGACAUACAGCCUCACAAGAUAGGCACAAAAAACUUUCAGAAGAGGUGGCACAUGUUAUCAAUGAGGAAACUGUCCUUGUAAAAUGCAGUCGUCCUGGUCAUACUUUGGUCAGCAAGACUUUUCAGUUUGACAGAGUUUAUAGUGCUGCUGAGUCUCAAGAUGUGGUGUUUGCAGAUGUGGCUCCUUUGCUUACAUCUCUGCUGGAUGGAUAUAACGUGUGUAUUAUGGCUUAUGGACAAACAGGAAGUGGGAAGACGUACACAAUGUUGGGACCACAGUCUGAGGAUGAAGUCACUCUUUCAAUAAAAGAUGAGCCAGAGCUAGGAGUUAUUCCUAGAGCCACAGAAGAAGUGUUCAGGCUUAUUUCAGAAAAGCCACCAGGAAGUCAUUGGGUUGAGGUUUCUGUUGUAGAAGUGUAUAAUAAUGAAAUUUUUGAUCUUCUGGCCAAAGAUGGCUGUGGAACAGUAUUUGGCAUUAAACGUGAUGUCGUCACAACCAAAGAAGGCAAGAGUGAUGUGCCAUUGCUUACCUAUGAGACUGUUGAAAAUGCUGUGGAAUUCUUACAGCUAGUUGACAGAUGUCUGCAACUAAGGGUCAAACAUCCAACUCUGGUGCAUGCUCAUUCCUCUCGCUCUCAUCUGGUAGUGACAUUGACCAUAACCACGAAGGCAGUUUCUGCAGACAGCUUUGCUCCUCCAUGGGCUGAUGAACAGUCUAGUCAAAGGCGGAGUAAAGAGCUUUUCUGCACCUUUCCUCAACAAAUGAAAGACGAUAAACUCAUCUUUCCUUCCAGAGCCUCUUCACCAGUGCAGUUUCAGUCUGUGGAAAAACUGAAGCACAUCAAAACUAAGCUACAACUGGUGGAUUUGGCUGGCAGUGAAUGUGUUGGUAUGUCUGGGGUGACAGGCACAGCGCUGAGAGAGACCUCGUUCAUAAAUCGUAGCUUAUCUGCUCUAUCAGAUGUACUUGGAGCACUAGCAGAGCAGCGCUCUCACGUGCCAUAUAGAAACAGCAAACUUACUCACCUACUCCAGGAUUCCAUAGGGGGCGAUGCUAAAUUGUUGGUGAUGCUGUGCGUCUCCCCCUGCCAGAAGUACUUAACAGAAUCGCUGCAAUCCUUGGGAUUUGGAACUCGUGCUCGGCAAGUUCAGAGAGGACAAUUCAAGAAAAGAAAUCCACCAGUGUCAAGCAAAUCAAAAUAAAAGCUAAGGCUCCUGUGGAUUAAAGUAUUAUUAAUGAGUUCCUUACACUGAAAUGUAUCUUGUCACAAAGCCAUGCGUUAAGAUAUAAAAUGCCAGUUAAAAUAAAAUACUCCUCAGUGUGGCAUUAGCAAAGCCAUAAACUUGUUGAUAAUGUUCUUGCUCCAGAAAUAACAACAGGUAUUGAAAAUAGCUACCAGGAAUGACAGAUGAGAUGGCCUAGAAAUAUAUUAUGCCUUUUCAGGCAGCAACGUCAGUACACAGUUUUAGAGCAAAUAUUUAAUAUUGUCAAAUAAACAAUCAAAAGUGCACUGAUCCUGGACAGUUCAUACUGGAAAGGCUGAAUCUAUGUCCUAUUAGUUCAGUAAAAGACACAAGGCUGUCGUUAUUCUGUUUCAUUUCAGUAUCUAAAAAUUUGUGGGAAUACGUGGUUUGGUGUUUGGGUUAAAAUUAGCCACAUGUCAUUUUGCUAACUUGCUCUCCUCUAUCUAGCAUUGAGUUAUUCCUAAUCCAUUACUAUUCCCCUAAGAAAAAAAACUAACACAACCUAACUCAAAGUACCAUGCUUUAACUAGUCGGCCUAGGGAUGUAAAUGGUUAACUGGUUACCUGCUAAGCCUUAGGCUUACCAGGUGGAUAACUGGUUAACUGGGCCAGGGACUGCAGCAGCUGUGGUGACGGUGACAGCCCCAGCUCCAGGCCAAGGCAGAGGGACCUGAGCCGGCCACUGAAGCAGCAGCCCCAGCCUUGGUGGGGGCAGGGGAAUUCCAGCACAGCCCCACUGCAGUCCAGGUGGAGCCAAUGGGACCCUGGCUUGGCCGCACAGAGCUGUAGCUCUGCCCCACAUGGGGGUAGGAGGACUCUGGCCAUGCCAUGUGGCAGCCCCAAUCCUAUGCCCCAGGUAGGACCUGGGCUGGGCACCCCAGGAUCACAGUUAAAUAUUUUGUUUAACCAAUUAACUGUUUAACUGCUGUUUUACAUCCCUAACUAAGGCAGGGCGUACUGCCCAUGUGAGUUUUCCACUUCAGCUGCUGGUGCGUCUUCAUGCCUGUGAUCGGAGAUUUUUUCUAGGAGUGCCCUGCCUUGCCCAUGCAGUAGUGUUCCCUUGUGCCAUUAGUGUCCAUUGAUUGUUCACAUGGCGCCUCAAUUCCUUCUCUACUGUCCUCAGGAGCAAACAUACCUCCCCACAGUUGCCCUCUUUUGACCUAAAAUGACAAACAAUUCAGAAAGUUCUUCAGUUUUCACCUUGAUCCGUUUUCCCAUUUUUUCUUACAAUUUUUUUUAAGUUUGUUUCCCACCAUUCUCCCCCAGUUCAGCAUGCCUUGUUCUCCAGGAUUCAAGAGGUGUUACUCCUGCAGAGACCCCUUGCCCAUCUCUAACAGUCACUCCUCCUGUAUAAAAUGCCUGGGAAAAGGCCAUCUCUUCCAGAUGUGCCCGCACUGUUCCAAUCAUACAGCAUGGGCAAGACGAGACUGAGGAAACCGUCUGAAGACCUUCCUAUACGAAAGGUCUCUUCAACCAACUCGAGAGGACUCUCCCUCCUCAGCGAAGACCCAAGACAGAGGGAAUACUUCAGCUUUGGUGAAGAAGUGUCCCACCUUCUAUGCAGACAAGGUGAAGGGAAAGGCCAGGACAUCCCUGGCCAGAUCCUUGACUACACGGAGCUCUUCUAGAGCUAGUACCACUGAUAAGCCCAGCACCUCGCCAGCAAAAGAUACUGCGUCACACAUAUGCGUGCAUUCUGAACCAAGGCACAAGUCCUCAGCCCUGACAUCACUGAUGGCGCCAGUGCCUUACAGGGCAUCGAAGACAGAGCUUAAACUGGCACUGAAGCCUCCCUGUGCUGACAUGCCACCUUUAAAGUCAUUGACAUCAACGCUGCCCCCGGCACCACCAUUGGCAUCUACCAGAAAGGCACUGCACAAAAGUGCACCGAGUGAACAAACCAAGAUGGACUGCAUGGUCAGUGCUGCAUUCACCAGCAUCAUCAGCACAUUCAGUUUAUUUCCUCGGAACCACAGCACCAUCCACAACAUUUAGGGAGGCGGAUAUGGGACCACAGAGUAGAUUCUCAUCCCAGGACGACUCCUCAAUUUAGAGACAACCUCCCUGGGAGUCGUGCUCAACCAGAUCCACCCAUGUGCCUCUUUCCUUGCACUGGUAUGGACACCACUAGCCAUCCCCACCACCUCCAUACCCACAUCAAUGUGAUCCAGGCAGACCUUGUUCCCGUGCCUUCAACGACCGACAAUCUCUGUUCCCCAUGUGUUCCCACUACGUCACAACCUUCUAUCCCAGCAUCAUGGCCAUAAUCUCCAUCUAAACCCAGUAAUACCUCUCCUCAAGGCCUGGCUCCUUCAUGGCUCCAUGAUGCCGAAACUUCCUGUUCUGACAGGGUAAAACAAAUACUAAUUAACAGUCGAUGAGCCUCUACCAGAAAAACCUAUACUUAUAAGUGGAAGAGGUUCUCCACGUGGAUCAGCAAAAACACAACAUCAUCCCAUCCUCCACCACUUCCCUACCAAUGAUACUGGAUUGUCUCCUUGAACUACAGGAGAUGGCGUCUCUCUCUCAGCUCAGUAGAAGUCCACACAGUGGCAACUGCAGCAUUUCAUGAACCGCUGGAUGGGGUUUCCCUCUUUUUACACCCUAUGACCAAAUGUUUCCGGGGGGGCUUGCAAAGCACGUUUCUCACAUUAAGACCAUCCACCCCUUUGUGGAACCUCAACCAUGUCUUUAAGAACCUCAUAAAGUUUCAUUUUGAGCCACUCUCCACAUGCUUGUGGCGUCAUCUCUCUAUGAAAGUAGUCUUUCUCGUAGUGAUCGCCUCCAGCAGGUGGGUUGGCGAGAGAGCAGCUUUGAUGGCAUACCCUCCUUACACAACUUUCAGCAAGGUCAAGGUUAUACUCAAACCCCACUCAAAAUUCCUCACAACAGUCCCUACACCCUUCCAUAUUAAUGAACCAAUCCACUUCCUGUAUUCUUUCUAAAGCCGCACAAUGACGUGAUCCAAGCAAUAGUACAUACCCUCAAUGUCCAAUGCGCAAUCACUUUCUACCUCGACAAGAUCAAGUCCUGGAGGAAGUGCACAAGACUCUUCAUCUCUUUUGUGAAAUGAUCAAAAGGACAAGCUAUCUCCUCACAAGUAUUGAAAUGGACCUCCUCUUGCAUCUAUAUCUGUUAUACUAUCGAUAACACGCAAUCACCACCUGUUAUUACGGUUCACUCCAUCAGGGCAGUGGCAUCGACCACAGCCUUCCUUAAUAAUGUCCCACCCGGGGAAAUCUGCAGAGCAGCAACCUGAUCCUUUAAACACACAUUCGUCAGAUACUGCGCUUUGAUAUCUGGUUUAAUCCCAACUAUAUCAGUGGGACACACUGUCCUCUCCACUGUCUCCAGGACACAGCUCCAAAACCUGCCUCCACGAGAUGGACAUUGCUCUUUAAACACCUAAAGUGGAGCAUCCACAGGGACAGCACUCAAAGAAAGUUAUUCACCUUGUGCAGUAACAAGGAUUCUUCAAGAUGUGUAUCCCCAUAGGUGCUCCACUACCCUCCCUCCCUCCUUCCCUACUUUGGAGCCUCUUUGGGGCUAUAUCCAAGGUAGAGAAGGAACAGAGGUGCUGCGCACGCAAUCAACAGACACUAAUGGUAUGAGGGGACACUACUGCACAUGCAUGGUGCAGCAGGGCACUGCUAGGAAAAAUCUCCAACCACUGGCACAAGGAUGCGCCAGCACCUAAAGUGGAGCACCUAUAAGGGGACACAUCUCAAAGAACCCUUGUUACUGCACAAGGUGAGUAACUCUCUCUUCUUGGUCUGUUCAGAAUGGCUGACAGCUCCCCCUGCCAGGGCUUGCAGUGCUUACAGGGAAGACACCAGCUGUUUUGAGCAGCAAGAUGCGCCUCUGGCGGAGGGAGGUGGGGCAAAAGACUUCAUAUGUUUCCCCACCUUCAGGCCUCAAUUGGCCUUGGGGCAGGAGAGUGUGUGAAUUCUCCCUUCCCCCCCAGUGGUGCACAGUACAACAAACUUCAAAAUGGCUGGUGGUUCUCUCUAGUUGCUGCGCAACCCUGGCAGGGGUUGAGAAAGUUUUCGUGCUCCUCUAUCCCCCAGGCCCUACUCCCAGUUGCGAUGAUUGGCCUGGGGGUGGGGGAAGCCUGGGACUGCUGCAGGACCGAGCCUGCCUCAGGGACCCUAUUCGGCUGCUGGCUGGGAGCCACCUAAGGUAAGUGACUCCCAGCCAGAGACUGCCUCCGUCACCCCCAACCUUUCCCAUUUCCCAACUCCCUGCCCUAGGUCACCAUCCAAAUCCUCUGCACACAUCCUGCCUCAGGUCACAAUUCCCUCCUAAACCCUUCAGCCCCUGCUACACCCCCUCUUCCACCACCUCUCCCAGGUCAAAAUUCGCUCCUGCACCUCUACUCUCUCCUGGACCCUACGUCACAAUCCCCUUCUUCACCUAUAUACUUCUCAGACCCCACACUCUCUCUUGCACCUCAGUCCUCUGUCCAAGUUCCCUUCUGCACUCGAGUUCUGUCCCAAACUCCACACCCCCUCCACAAAGCAGUGUGGCCCUUGACCACUUUCCAAAAUCAUGGAGUGGGCCCUCUAUCAAAAAUUAUUGUCCACCCCUUGUUCUAGCUGCUUUUGUCAUCUUUCCUGUGCUGAAUGUGUAAGAUGACGGGUUGAUGUUUGUGAAUGAAAUUACAUCAAGGGAGGAGUCUUAAGCAAUGUCAAAUACCAUUAAAGAUCAAAAGCAAUUUUGAGGUAUGUAGUUGGGUUUUAUUAACAUUUAAUGUGUGUUAUGUGCUGUUUGAAUGCUCAGCAGAGGCCUGUGAUUCACUCUGACUUUUUCCCUCUAGGGAUUUUACUGCCUCCAGACAGGGAUAGAGGUCACUGGUGGGUCACUAUGAGGAGUCUUAAAUUGCAUUUGCCUAUGUGAAAUACUUGGGCUUAUAGUGCUCCGAAUCUCUUAACCUUCACAAGCAUAAAUAUUUAUCCAGCGAUUAUAUAGCAUACUACUAUUGGAAUUUCAGUUUUGAAUAUAUACCAGCUGCUACAUUGCACGUGGUGUUUUAGUAUUGUCUCUGAUCCUCAGUAUAUCAAUUGUGUGAUGUGAGAGAUCUCAUUUUCCUAAUCAUGCAGCCAGGUUAAAAUUCCUGAAUUGGCUUUACAUGAGUUUUGGCUAUAACACAAGAAAGAGCUAAUCAUCUUCUGGGUGGGAAUUUGUUUUCAUGUGGCAGGAGAGGACAUAAUGAUGUCCUAGACUUGCUAAAAUAAUCAGAGGAGAAAGGAUUGGACUGAGCAAUGUUAGCCUAUAAAAUGAAAUGCACAUUAUAAAAUCAUGUGGGAUUUAGACACCUAGAUGCUUUCAAAAUCCCACUUAGCAUCUAUCUGCAUCUUUAGAGACCUAAAUGCCUUUGAACAUCUGGCCUUAAGGUAUUUCUGAAAAUGUUAUCUCCAAACUUGAUUUUCUCUGAAACUCUUAUAUCCUUGUUGAGGCUUUUCUUCAAAGCUAGAUAUUUAUUUACAAAAGCUACAUGAUACAAAAACUAGCAAUAAUGUAUUGUUAAGGUUGAAAAAUCAAGUCUUGAAGUGUCAGCAAAUAUCAGAAGUUAAAGUUUCUACAUUUACAUAAAAUUCUGCCAGAUUGUACAUAUGUAGCAUUUUCUAUUCAUGUUUCCUUGUUACCUCAGUGUAUAACUCUGUUUGAUCUGUAUUAUUACAUGAGCAGGAUACGCAGUGCAACAAAGUUAAUAUUACUGUAGAAACCUCUAGUUUUGGAAUUUCCUGCUUAUAAGAGUUUAAUUCCUCAAUCUUUGUGUUGUAUUUAAUGUCUCUUUAUUUUUAUAGUGGGGUAUGCGUGGGGGAGACAGACUGCUUUUGAAUUGUAACAUGUACUAAAUGGCUUUAAUAUAGCAAUGUAAGUUAAAGUCUGUUAUGCUGUAUGAGUCCUUGACAUCCUCUUAAGGAAACACAGGGAGAUCUAAAUUGAUGUAACAUACAUGCUGAGGACCAGAAAAAGGUAUAAGUUAAAAGAUGUGGCCUACUUUAAUUUACAAGUUUAUACACUCUCCUGGUGGAUGCUUUUCUUUUUAUUCUUCCCUUCUAACCUUAAGGCCUUGUCUAUGCUAAAAUUCCCUCCAUAGUAGAGCUCACAGUUUUCAUAGGGCUGAUAGAUUGCAAUGUGGUUAAUGUACUGGGUCUGGGGCUCAGUGGAGUAAUAAUAUAUAUGGUUUUAUCCUAAUUAUGGUGUAACAUUGUUUAGUUGUUAAAACCCUCGGGUUGCUGCUAAAGGCAAAAGCACCAUGUGGAACCCAGCGUGAGCUGGGAACACCCCUCCUGACCCCAGGCUCCACACAGCGCUGCCGCUUUGCAGUACCCCCACCUCGCUGCCUCUUUCUGAUACAAGCAACAGGGUGGGGGAAGCGACUAGUCAACUAUCACACCAAUUAUCUGAAAAUGUGCUUAACCGAUAGUCGACUAGUCCUUCACAUCCCUAAUGUAAACCUGUAUUAUAACUCUGUUAUGGUACCCAUGCUAAACCCCUCAUAGGAGUAUGGGGAGAAUAAGUGUAUUAGUGUUUCAGAUAGUACUGUAUUGGAGCCAUGAAAGUUCCUAGAUAGAAAUAUGGUGUGUCGGGAUUGUACUAAUAACAAUCUAAGAGGAUUAAUGUGUCUUAAAAGGAGUGAUAUUUUAUUAUGAAAAAUCCAAGUAAAUUAAUGGUUAGAAUUAUAAAAUCAUAACUAGCGUACAAUCUGGGUAAGAAACUCCUAAAAUAGGGUAAAAUCUUAAUUAAGCUAAAAUAACUUAAAGUUUAGCUGUGCGCUCUCUGUAGCAUUGCUGCUUUACUCUAUUUUACUUGCUCUGGUCAAUGCUGUUCAAUUAAACUGUUGGGGCACUGAUGUUUGGAUGUGACCAUCCCGGCAAGUAAUGUUUGUGCCCUCACUUGUGCUGGAAUAGGCCAUUGACAUUUACACACUGCAGCUAUUCUUGUUGAACAUUGAGGCUGUGUCUACAUUGGCACAAUCU
Molecule: messenger RNA, 9670 nt
Organism: Pelodiscus sinensis (Chinese soft-shelled turtle)
Lineage: Eukaryota; Metazoa; Chordata; Testudines; Trionychidae
Source: RefSeq, a predicted model, not a curated record